This is a messenger RNA of Scedosporium apiospermum, 4350 nucleotides long. RefSeq names its product Non-specific protein-tyrosine kinase. Gene Ontology annotation, cellular component: HOPS complex; late endosome. Lineage: Eukaryota; Fungi; Ascomycota; Sordariomycetes; Microascales; Microascaceae. Gene Ontology annotation, molecular function: protein binding. Gene Ontology annotation, biological process: endosomal vesicle fusion; protein targeting to vacuole; macroautophagy. Bases 1 to 4350 code for a protein of 1449 amino acids. The transcript has 8 exons. The record is from RefSeq and is a predicted model, not a curated record.
AUGACGGGCGAUUCCGCCGACCAGAGCGACAGCUCCCUCACGCAGCUAGAUCCCAAACCCGAACCUGAGCCCAACCCGACCACCAGCGAGAGCUAUAGAGCUUCGAAAAUUGAAGAGACGGCUGCUUCCGCAGGAAAUAAUGGAGAGGGAGAGAAUCCAGAUUCGAAGAACAAAGGUGUAGGCGAGGAUACGAAUGGAGAGUCGGGGGCCGAGCCGAGCGGACAACGACGCCCAGCCGAGACGAGCAAACGUGCGGAACGCAAUGACUCGGCCGAGACGGAAGAGGAUGAAGAAGAGGAGGAUGAGGAUGAGGGUGAAGAUGAGGACGAGGACGAGGACGAUGAAGAUGAGGAGGAUGACGAACCUACCCUCAAAUACGCUCGAUUAACACAGCACCUGCGCCAAGUCUACCGCAAUGGCGAUGCUACUAGCUCAUUCUUAGUCGCAGGCGACAAGAUGAUUGUUGGAACACACAAUGGAAAUAUUAAUGUCAUACAAUUACCUCUCUUUCAAUCUCUUCGAGUCUACCACGCCCAUUCGGCUUCCGUUACGAGCAUAUCCAUCUCCCCAUAUCCACCUCCACUUCCUUCCGCGACCCCGGAAGCUCCCUCUUUAUUAAGAAGCCACACACUCUCAAUCUCAAGGCCCGAGUCUCGGUCCACGGAGGCGACGGUUGGUGCUGGUUCGUCUAGGCGGCCUCGCGAGGUACCGGCCGUGCCAAACACGCCGUCAAACAAUAUAUAUAUCGCGACGUCCUCGACAGACGGCAACGUCUGCAUCCAAUCUCUCAUUGAUAUGAAGGAUGUUCAGCUUAGGAGUUUCGCUCGCCCUGUCCAAACGGUGGCGCUCUCCCCCGAGUACAAAAGUGACAGGACGUACCUGUCAGGUGGUCUGGCUGGCAACCUUAUCCUUACUGUCGGCGGUCAGCCUGGUAGGAGUGUCUCAACAACGAUAGGAACCGCUGCGGCAACAGCGUCCGGGUGGCUGGGAAGCAUGGGUAUCGGUACCAACACUGGCAAGGAUACUAUCCUUCACUCUGGUGAAGGCACUAUCAGCACAAUCAAGUGGUCUUUAUCUGGAAAAUACGUCGUGUGGCUCAACGAGCAUGGCAUCAAGAUCAUGCGUACCAAGCUCAAGCUCGAGAGCAGCGACCAGGAGGAUGCGUGGAAGCGCAUUGGCCAUAUCGACCGGCCGCAGACAGAUGAGUGGGAAACGAUGGCCAGCGUGUGGAAAGGCCGUGCGGAGUGGAUUGACGAGCAGGCCCUUGAGUCUGACGAGUCGGAAACGCGCCCUGAAGACGCUGCCACAUCCCCUGCAGCCGAUCUACUUCGUCGCCAGGCGAAGGCGAGCACGCGGUCUAUCGAACGGUUACUCGUCGGCUGGGGUGGUACGAUUUGGAUUAUCCAUGUGCACCCAGGCGGGAUCGGUGUUGGAACAGAUGUCGGGGAGAGAAGUGUCGGGAGGGCCGAGAUUGCGAAAGUACUCCGCAUGGACUGUAUCAUCUCCGGCAUCUCUUUGUACACCGAAAACCUCUUGCUUGUACUGGCUUACUGCCAGCCUGAUGACGAAGACGAAGAGGAGGAGAGUAAUGACGGAUUGUCGCCCCAAAAGUCUCAGAAAGGUCAUCGAUCACAAUCCUCUACGUCUACCGUCAGUAGUGAGCCUCGGGGCGGUAUCCGCCGCCGACAGAACAACCUUCAACCCGAACUACGCUUGAUCGACCUCACUUCCCAAGCCGAGGUAGACAAAGACGGCCUCAGUGUCAGCCGCUACGAGCGGUUGUCGUCCGCCGAUUAUCACCUAGGCAUUCUUCCAGCACGUAAUGCUGCAUCGGCAGUAGUCUCCCAGCGGGGAGCUCUUGGCGCCAUUGCAGGAAUAGGCACGGAGAUGUGGAACGCCGCCAUUAACCCAAGGUCACUUUUUAGCUCUGGGGCAAGCAUCAUGAGUAGAGGCAGUGCUGAAGAUACAGCGUCUAGUCUUAGGAGCAGUGGCGGCAUGGGAGUGAUCGGGCUGCCAUCAGCUACAGUUCAUCCCAACCUCGUCAAACCAGGCGCCAAGAUCUUCAUCCACAGCCCUUACGAUUGCAUUUUGGCAACAAAGCGAGAUCUAGGCGACCACCUCAAUUGGCUCGUUGAGCACAAACAGUACAAGCAAGGGUGGGAGCUACUCGAUGAACACCCAGAGAUCCUUACGGGGCCGACUGAGAGGGCACCUGAAGCAUUGCCAUCCACGCCUAGCAAGGCCGAACCUGAAGAGAUCCACGACGACCGCUCUUCCAUCACGGAGCUGCCGGGACACGCCUUGUUUUCAUCAGCAGCGAAGGAGAAGAGGAGGAUUGGAGAGCUCUGGAUUCAAGAGCUUGUCGAAGCUGGCGACUGGGUAACAGCAGGACAGGUUUGCGGCAAGGUCCUCAACACACCUGACCGAUGGGAGAAAUGGGUUUGGACAUUUGCCGGCGCGAAGAAGUUUGACGAGAUCGUCAACUACAUUCCAACCGCACCCAUGACGCCGCCGGCGCCCAAGACCAUCUAUGAAGUUGUCCUUGGUCAUUACAUUCAGACGGAUAAGCUCCGAUUCCGGGAUCUUCUCGAAAGAUGGCCGACGGAACUCUUCGACGUUAACGCCAUCACGACGACGCUGGAGAACCAGCUCACCUACCGAGACGUGAGGGAAGACAGCGUCGAGGGCGGAGAAAAGGGACGCGACUGGCGGAUCGUUAUAGAAAGCCUAGCAAAGCUCCACGAGGCGAGCGGGCGAUACCGAGAAGCUCUCAAAUGUUACAUCCGGCUCCAGGACGCGGACUCUGCCUUUAGGUUAAUAAGAGACUUCCACUUGGCAGAUGCCGUGGCCGAUGACAUUCCCAAAUUCAUCGGGCUGCGUGUACCGGCGAACAAGAUGGACGAUAUGGGCGCUGGUGAUUUCGAGGCUGCGACGUCCGAGGCUAUCUCGUUACUGGUGGGCGAGGCUCAGCAUGGGUUGGUGAAGCCGAAGGAUGUGGUUUCGCAGCUGGAGAAGCAGAACUUGAAUCUGUACCUGUUCUUCUACCUGCGAGGUCUUUGGAGAGGCGAGGGCUGUCAGGAGCAUGGCAUCGAGAGCCGCGAUAGGCUUUUGGUAGAAACGAAAUCGCUGGUUGAUGACUUUGGAGAUCUUGCUGUGCGGUUGUUCGCUAUGUAUGAUCGCACACUCUUGAUGGAGUUCCUUCGGACGUCGCAAUCCUACGCCUUUGAAAAGGCCGUCCAAGAGUGCGAGCAGUACAAUUACGACGACGAACUCGUCUAUCUUUACUCAAAGACAGGCCAGAUGAGGCGUGCCCUCUUCCUCAUCAUCGACCGACUGCACAACGUCAAGAAGGCCAUCGAUUUCGCCAAGGAGCAAGAUGACCCCGACCUGUGGGAAGACCUGCUCACCUACAGUAUGGACAAGCCAAGCUUCAUCCGCGGUCUGCUCGAGCAAGUGGGGACAGCCAUCAACCCCAUCACAUUGGUGCGGCGUAUACCCGAGGGACUAGAGAUCGAGGGCCUCCGAGAAGGCAUCAGACACAUCAUGAAGGAACAUGAGAUCCAGUACUCGAUAAGCGAGGGUGUCGCGAGGGUGCUUCGAAGCGAAGUCGCAGCUGCGCAGAGAGAAUUGCGCAAAGGCCAGCAGAGGGGCAUCAAGUUCGAAUCGGUACCGAGCUCUGACGUCGUUUUGGAAUCGGAAGCCAGCGACGACGACGACUCCGCCACGGUGAAGGAGAUUGACAUCUUCUCCGAGCCUGCUAAGCCGGGCCACUGCUCAAAGUGUCAUAAGCCGUUCACGGACUUUGAGGUAGAGAGCCUCGUUGGCUUUGCCUGCGGGCAUGUGUUUCAUCUUUCACACCUGAUGGAAAUCAUACGGCCCGGCGCCGCGUUGGAAGCGCCGUUUAGCGUCGACGAGGAGGAUCGUGGGGGCAGGUAUCUUGUGGGGAUGAAGGUUACGCAUGCGAGGUUGCUGAAGGAUAGGCUGCGUGGGCUCCUCGUCAAGGCUCGAGUUGGCAUCUCGAGAGUCAGAAUGGUCGCCGUCUCACGUAUCAUUCCUGUUGUUCUCAUCCUGGCGACUCUCGUCCGCCCUAUUGUGAGCGAGAACGAGAACGGUAACCUCUACUUCUUCCUCCUCCCCACAUCUAUUGCGUCCAUCGUAGCCACAGCGAAGAAUGCCGAGAGCGCCGCCGCCCCCAACAACCCGUCCAACUCCCCGUCUAAGCGAACCACCCUCAACGACACCGCUGCCUUCGAGCAGAACCUGGCCAACGAAGCCAAAUACGUCCACGAAGUGAUUUACGAUCUCGCCGUCGUCAUGAUUCUCCUCUUUACUAUCGUUCAUUUUUUGUAG